This is a messenger RNA of Coregonus clupeaformis (lake whitefish), 923 nucleotides long. RefSeq names its product U2 small nuclear ribonucleoprotein A'-like. Gene Ontology annotation, molecular function: protein binding. Lineage: Eukaryota; Metazoa; Chordata; Actinopteri; Salmoniformes; Salmonidae. Bases 94 to 684 code for a protein of 196 amino acids. The transcript is spliced from 5 exons. The record is from RefSeq and is a predicted model, not a curated record.
GAUUACGGAGCCAUGUAUCUGAAUCCCCUGGUAAUCUGGCUAGUUGGCACCGAAGAGUGAGGUGCUUGGAGGCUGUAGCUCGGCCUCUUGGCCAUGGAGACAGGGGGGCCUCCUGCUGCACCAGGCCAGCCUGGCCAACCCGGUCAGCCAGGCCCGGUGCUGGGGCUUCGGAGUCUCUCCUUUGCCUACCAGGGAUUGCUAGAGAUCCCCUACGAAGUCAUACUAGCCCAGCGAGACACCCUGGAAGUGUUGGACCUCAGCUACAACCUGCUGGAGGAGAGCCCAGCUCUCCUGGGUGAACUGGAGAAGCUCAGUACUCUGAUCCUGGACUGCAACAGCUACUCGUCCCACGUCAAGUUCCCCUACAUGCCUAGUGUCACCACCGUGUGGAUCAACAAGAAUAAGAUCGGCAACCUGCCCAUCUUCGUUGAGGAGAUCCGAAGCAAGUUCCCCAACAUCAAGAUUGUCAGCAUGAUGAACAAUGAAGCAGCACCCAGCUACUUCAAUGGAGGGAAUCUAGACCAGUACAUAGACUACAGGCAGUAUGUGAUCAGUCAGAUCCCAAGCCUGAAGAUCCUGGAUGACGCUGAGGUUUUGGAUAAAGAGAGAGCACAGGCUAAGAAGACCUAUAGGAUGCAGAGGACCAGAGAAGGCAGCAAAAGGAGGAAGGAACUCCAUCAUUGAAUCCCUCCAUAACACUGCUCCCUAUCGAACUGAACUUUAUCAAAGAUUUAUCAAGAUGAGAAAAUAAUCAUUGUAUAGAUAGAUGACUAGUUCAAGGCAAGUUAGCACCAUUUGCAAAUAUAUGAAAAUGAAUAUGGCAUAACUUACUUAUGACUUUUCUAUGGAUAAGAGUGAAAUAUAAGCUGAAAUAUGGAAUUGUUUUAAGAUGGUCAUGCGAUGGAUCAUUUAGCUAUUUAGAA